Staurois parvus is the source of this 606-nucleotide messenger RNA. NCBI's taxonomy places the organism in Eukaryota, Metazoa, Chordata, Amphibia, Anura, Ranidae. The record is from the annotation of a GenBank genome assembly.
UGGCAGGACUGUGCUCGUAGGAAGUGGUCACAACUUCCACAAUGUGUGAAAAAGCAAAGUUUUCUGCAACCUCAGGUCUUAUGGACAGCUUCAUGGCUUGUUGGUCACAGUUUCAGCAGGAAGAAGAGGAGUUACUAGAAAAACUGUGUUGUGAUCAAAAUGUUGGGAAAGAACCUCGUGCUGUGCUAUUCUACAAGGAAGAGGGAAAUAAGAGGUUUGGAAGAAAACAGUACACAGCUGCAGCAGUUUUAUAUUCCAAGGCUAUAUCCCAUGGCAGUCCUGGCACUGAGGAAAUUGCAGUAUGUUUUGCCAAUCGAUCAGCAGUUCUCUUUCACCUUGGCCAUUACACAGAAUGCCUGGAAGACAUCGAUCGUGCACAAGAGCAUGGAUAUCCUGAACGAAUAAAGAGCAAAAAUACUUCAGCGGCAGGCAGAGUGUUUGCGAAAGCUGAAACAAUCUGAAUUCUCCAGCAUUCGUCUUCCCAGCACAGAAAGUAUUAACCUGACUGAUCCCACAAGGGAGCAUGCUGCAGAUGCGUUAUGUGGCAGACUACAAGAGUUGAAGUUAGACAGAAACCUGCAGCUAACUAAUGCUUCCAGUUCCCUA